Molecule: messenger RNA, 1346 nt
Organism: Erigeron canadensis
Lineage: Eukaryota; Viridiplantae; Streptophyta; Magnoliopsida; Asterales; Asteraceae
Product: zinc finger protein CONSTANS-LIKE 4-like
Exons: 2
Coding region: 53-1168 (371 amino acids)
Biological process (GO): regulation of flower development; regulation of photoperiodism, flowering
Cellular component (GO): nucleus
Molecular function (GO): protein binding; zinc ion binding
Source: RefSeq, a predicted model, not a curated record
AACCAAACCACAAAAUCAAUAACACAACCUCAAAAACCAAACAUAACUCACAAUGGCUGCCACCCUUUGUGAUUCAUGUAAAACCACUUCAGCUAGCUUGUUUUGUCGAGCCGACUCGGCUUUCCUAUGUAUCACGUGUGACGGCAAGGUCCACGCGGCUAACAAACUUGCGUCACGCCACGCGCGUGUGUGGCUGUGUGAAGUUUGUGAGCAAGCACCAGCCAGCGUCACCUGUAAAGCUGACGCUGCGAUGCUUUGCGUCACAUGUGAUCACGAUAUUCACUCGGUCAACCCCCUUGCCAGACGCCACGAGCGGUUUCCAGUAACCCCGUUUUAUGAAACCGCCGCUGUGGCGUCAGCAAGGGGGUCUGGUGGAGGUGAUCAAAAUAAUGAUCACCAUUAUUUACUAGAUUUUGAUGUUAAUGUCGCUGGAACGGAAGCUGAAGAAGCGGAAGCGGAAGUAGCCUCGUGGCUGCUUCCGCAUCCAAAUCUAAACAAGAUGGCUAAUGGAUUUGAAGAUGACAAACGCAACCUUAAGGUUGCGGAACCUGAACAAGAUUACUUGUUCAAUGAAAUGGAUCCAUUUGCUGAUAUGGAUCUGAAAACACCGGAACAAAAGGCGAAUGUUAUCCUUCGUGAAGGAUAUGAUUCGCCUACCGACGGUGUUGUUCCGGUGCAGAUCAAGAGUAACCAUCACUAUCAAAUGCCCUCACAUGCACGCGUUGCUGAAUACGCGUCACCUGAUGUGGUCGAAGGAUUACCUGCAUAUGAUGUUGAUUAUGCUGGAUCUAAGCCCUUUCUGUACAAUUUUAACUCUCAAUCCAUGAGCCAAAGCGUAUCAUCAUCUUCACUAGAAGUAGGCGUCGUGCCGGACCACAACGCAACAAUGAUGGACGUAUCAAACAACCACCACCACCAACCGUCGUCAACGGAGGUUUAUCCAACCCCUUUAGUCGGGUUCGAUCGAGAAGCAAGGGUCUUAAGAUACAAAGAAAAGAGAAAGAACAGGAAGUUUGAGAAGACGAUUCGGUAUGCUUCAAGGAAAGCUUAUGCAGAAACAAGACCAAGAAUCAAAGGAAGAUUUGCCAAGCGAAGUGAAGUUGGCGUAGAAGCCGACGAGGCCUUAAUCUCCAUGGAUUCGUCAUAUGGCGUUGUUCCGUCUUACUAAUUAUGUUUUAUCCUAUGUUUUUUGUGUAUGUCUAAUGUGUGUUUUUAAUUAAUCAUAUCAAUCCAUGUGUAUAUAUAUUAGGUAUAUCUCUUCAUCUUGCAUUGCUUGUUAACCGCAAUUUUGCCUUUGUUAUAUCUUGUUAAUUUAAGUAUUCGAAACUUUUAUAAUUUAGCUGAAA